Brienomyrus brachyistius is the source of this 932-nucleotide messenger RNA. RefSeq names its product major facilitator superfamily domain-containing protein 8-like. The transcript is spliced from 7 exons. NCBI's taxonomy places the organism in Eukaryota, Metazoa, Chordata, Actinopteri, Osteoglossiformes, Mormyridae. Gene Ontology annotation, biological process: transmembrane transport. The coding region runs from base 1 to 921 and encodes 306 amino acids. Gene Ontology annotation, molecular function: transmembrane transporter activity. The record is from RefSeq and is a predicted model, not a curated record.
AUGUUUCCUUCUGCGUUGUAUGCUGUAAUUUUACCAACGAUAUGGAGGUAUCUUCAAAUCCUUGGAGCUCCACCGUAUUUCCUGGGACUGAGCCUGUCUGCGUUCAGUUUGAGUGGGCUGCUUGCGGGCCCUUUCUUUGGCCAGUGGUCAGACAGGACUCGCACUACCAAAAACAUCAUUCUGUUUGCAAAUCUCUUCGAGGUUGUGGGUAACUUUAUGUAUUUCAUGAAUUUCGAUAAGUGGCUCCUGCUGUCCAGUCGACUCGUAGCAGGUAUCGGGACUGGAGCUGGGGCCUCCAUUUUUGGAUACCUGACACGUAGUACGGCGCCUGAGGAUCGCAGCACAGUCUUUGCAGCUGUCAUGGCCUGCCGGCAAGCUGGCCUGCUUAUUGGCCCGGCUUGCAACAUAUUUUUGAGGUUGUGUAACUUCCAGCUUGGACCCUUUGUUGUAAAUAAGUUCACUGCACCAGGGCUCUUCAUGUGUCUGCUGUGGAUCCUUCUUCAGCUGGCAGUGCUGUUAAUGUACUGGGACCUGCCACCUGAGGAUUCUGCAUCCUGUAUCAUCAGGGAUGUGGUGGAUGUGGAAGAGGAGAGUGAAAAGGAGCCCCUGGUGGGUGCUGAAGAGCCAUCUGGGUCUUAUGGCACUGUUUGCCCGAGCCCAUCAGAACCUCUUCCCAAUGGUACUCUUCCUCAUAGUUCCCCAGCCUCUUCACAUUCGGAGUUGCCUGGUCAGUCUAACCCCUUCAGGAACUUCAAUGCCAGCAGAGGUGGGUUCCAGUGGCAGCUGACAGAGUUCAUAAUCGGAGUCUUCCUGCAGGUUCUGGGCUUACCUUUUGUUGCGGUUGCACAGGUGUCUCUCUUCUCAAAGGUGACUGCAGAGAAGACGCAAGGUGAGCAGCAGUGGCCCAUAAUGCUUAUGUAGGAAUGUUCUAA